UUGUCUCUCCCUCCCUAUCGCCUCUCCCACCUCGCCCUCGUUUCGUCGCCAUUCCCCAAAAUCAGCUGCGCCCGGAGCUCGCCUGCCUCCGCCGAGCCGGAGAAAUCCUCGCAGCUGCCACUCCGGAGCCGUGUCCCGCCGCCGCCGACGGCCGCGGCGGGUAGUCGGCGUCCACGGCGCGCUCCUCGCCACCACCGCCGCCAUAAGAUCUGAGCUAGCUCCUGCUGCUGCUGUUGCUGUACAGGUCUGGGGGUUAGGGCUCCGGUUCGGCGGGUGCUGAGUCGGCGUCCAUGGCGGGCCCCAAGUUCGGGUCGUUCAAGUCGGAGAGCAAGGGGGACCCCGCCGCGGCGGCCGGCGCGGCGGCGCAGAGGAGGGACCCGUACGAGGUGCUCGGGGUGGGCCGCAAUGCCACCGAGCAGGAGAUUAAGAGCGCCUUCCGCCGCAUGGCCCUCAAGUACCAUCCAGACAAGAACGCAGACGACCCUGUGGCCUCAGACAAGUUCCAGGAAGCCACAUUCUCCUACAACAUCCUGUCAGAUCCAGAUAAAAGGAGGCCAUCGAAGCAGAUAGUCAUGAAUUGGAGCUGGACCUGUCGAGUCUCAACACUGUAAAUACGAUGUUUGCAGCUCUUUUUAGCAAGCUAGGGGUACCAAUUAAGACCACAGUUUCAGCAACAGUUUUAGAGGAGGCAUUGAAUGGGUCGGUGGAGAUUUCUCAGCUUCAUCUGGGCAAAUCUGUGUGCAAGAAGGUGGAGAAACAGACAGCUCAUUUUUAUUCAGUCGACAUAACAGAGGAAGAAGCCAAAUUGGGGUUGGUGUGUAGAGUUCGCUCGACUUCUAAAAGUAAAUUCAAGUUGCUCUAUUUUGAACCGGAAGAAAACGGUGGGUUAAGCCUUGCUUUACAGGUUGACUCUUUUGCUAUUGCUCGGGAUAGUGAAAUGCAUGAAGCUAAUCGAAGGAUAUUGUCAGUAAUUCUGCGACAGAUCGAUGGAUUCGAGCAGGAUAGACGUGUGGUUGUUAUUGCUGCAACAAAUAGAAAGGAAGACCUUGAUCCCACCCUCAUCAGCCGUUUUGAUUCAAUAAUUUGUUUUGGCUUACCGGACCAGCAAAGCCGUGCGGAAAUAGCAGCCCAAUAUGCAAAUCACCUGACGAAAUCUGAGUUAGUUCAGUUUUCCCUUGUCACUGAAGAGAUGGCAGGCAGAAAGACAUUGGGCAUCGAAGGUAUGUUUAUCAGGGGACGAAUUCCGAAAGACGAGAAGGGGGAUCCCCCUCUUUCUCCAGUUGACGAGUAUGUUGUAUGCGCCGAACAGCGAAGGAAGUCAUUGCCGGAUAGAACAAAACCGACAUUCAAAUCGAGUCCUCUGAAAUUAGCUUGAAGAGCCUAUCUCUUUUAUACGUUAGGGAUGCAGCAUCAAAUGUAGGAUAUGUGAAUAGUUAAACUAGUUUUUCAUGUUGUAGUUAACCUACAAGUCUGGGUUCAGAAAACGUUGUUUGAGGGAUAUUCUUUUUUUGUCUUCAGAUGUUGAGUGGGACAUUCUAUGAAGGAGGUCUGCAUUUUUUUUUA
Messenger RNA from Lolium perenne, 1563 nucleotides. RefSeq names its product chaperone protein dnaJ 39. Gene Ontology annotation, molecular function: ATP hydrolysis activity; ATP binding. NCBI's taxonomy places the organism in Eukaryota, Viridiplantae, Streptophyta, Magnoliopsida, Poales, Poaceae. The record is from RefSeq and is a predicted model, not a curated record.